AUGAAGUUGAAUAACGUCACUAGUUCAGAACUGGAAUGGAUAUCUCAAAUGGAUGUGGAUGUCGAGUGUUCACAUACGCGAAAGACGAGUAUUAUUGGCACUAUUGGACCAAAGACAAACAGUGUCGAAAUGAUCACUCAGCUUCGAAACGCAGGGUUAAACGUUGUGCGUAUGAACUUUUCUCAUGGAUCAUAUGAGUAUCAUCAAUCUGUUAUCGAUAAUACGCGCAAGAGUUUUCAAUUAUAUCCCGGUAGAGCCACUGCCAUUGCUCUUGACACAAAGGGACCCGAGAUCCGUACUGGUUUGAUGAAAGAUAACAUCGAUAUUCCCAUCAAGGCAGGUCAUGAGUUUAUCUUGAGUACAGAUGAACAGUAUAAGGAAAACUGUGACGACAAAGUCAUGUACAUUGACUACAAGAAUUUGCCUCAAGUGAUCCAAGUCGAUAAACUUGUCUAUGUUGAUGACGGUAUUCUAUCUCUUCAAGUCAAGGAAGUCCUUCCGGAUGGUGUUCGUGUCGUUGCCUUAAACAACGGUACACUCUCUUCUCGUAAAGGUGUCAAUUUGCCAGGAACCGAUGUUGAUUUGCCUGCGUUAUCAGAAAAGGAUAAAGCUGAUCUCAGAUUUGGUGUUCAAAACAAGGUUGAUAUGAUCUUUGCUUCUUUCAUUCGUCGUGGACAGGACAUCAAGGAUAUUCGACAAGUCUUGGGUGAUGAAGGCAAGGCGAUCAAGAUCAUUGCCAAGAUUGAAAAUCAUCAAGGUGUAGCCAACUUUGAUGAGAUUCUCGAACAAACUGAUGGAGUCAUGAUUGCUCGUGGUGAUAUGGGUAUCGAAAUUCCUUUAGAAAGGGUUUUUAUCGCUCAAAAAAUGAUGAUUGCAAAGUGUAAUUUGGCUGGUAAGCCUGUUAUCUGUGCAACACAAAUGCUCGAAUCAAUGACUUAUAACCCUCGUCCAACACGUGCUGAAGUAUCUGACGUGGCCAACGCUGUCUUGGACGGAGCUGACUGUGUGAUGCUCUCAGGUGAGACUGCCAAGGGUUCAUAUCCAAUUGAAGCAGUUCAAAUGAUGCAUCAAACCUGUCUAUUGGCCGAAUCGUUCAUUUGUUAUCCUCGUCUCUUCAACGAAAUCCGUUCCUUGACUCCUUUACCCACAAGCACAACCGAAACAAUCGCCUGUGCAGCCGUAAAUGCAGCACACGAACAAGGAGCCAAGGCUAUCAUUGUCUUGACGACAUCAGGAAAAUCUGCAGGAUUGAUUUCCAAGUAUAGACCCAGUGUGCCCAUCAUCGUAGUCACUCGUAAUCCACAAACAGCUCGUCAAGUCCACUUGCACCGUGGAUGCUUCCCCUUCCAUUAUCCAAAGGCUUCAUCCAAGGAAGCCUCAGCUCUCAGUGCUUCAUAUAGCACAGAUUAUCUUAGUCCCUUAAACCUUGCUCCAUGGCAAGAUGAUGUUGAUGCUAGAAUUAAAUGGGCUCUUGUUUCUCAUCUACUUUUUACUAGGUUGGUCGGACAUAAUGAGUCAGUUGUAGCUAUUCAAGGAUGGAGAGGUGGAUUAGGCAAUACAAACACACUACGUAUGCUUAUGACUCCUUAA
Rhizopus microsporus ATCC 52813 is the source of this 1590-nucleotide messenger RNA. Its product is annotated as pyruvate kinase. Gene Ontology annotation, cellular component: cytoplasm. The coding region runs from base 1 to 1590 and encodes 529 amino acids. The record is from RefSeq and is a predicted model, not a curated record. The transcript is spliced from 8 exons. Gene Ontology annotation, biological process: glycolytic process. NCBI's taxonomy places the organism in Eukaryota, Fungi, Mucoromycota, Mucoromycetes, Mucorales, Rhizopodaceae. Gene Ontology annotation, molecular function: magnesium ion binding; potassium ion binding; pyruvate kinase activity.